AUGGAAGAAUGUUCAGACGAUAAGGCCGAGUCUGGUCAUGACCCAGACCUUAAGCCUCAAUAUGCAUUUCAAGUCCAUCGUCACUCUUCCAUAUCGUCCACCACUCCCGCCGCGAAGGUCAAGGCCAAGAGAAGAAGAACAAGUCCCCAAGAUCAUGCCAUCCUUGAAGCCGCAUAUGUCAAGAAUUCCAAACCAGAUAAAGCUGAGAGAGCACUGAUUGUCCGUCAAGUUGACUUGGGUGAGAAAGAAGUUCAGAUUUGGUUCCAGAAUCGUCGCCAGAAUGAUCGUCGAAGGUCAAAACCAUUGCAGCCUCAUGAACUCGUUGCACAUUUCCGCAAUAGUCCUGUCGGUCCUCUUCCGCUUCACAUGACUUCGCCUCCCAUUCCAGAAGAUACGGUUGCAUCGAAUACACGUCCAAAUCUUUCUCCUGCAUCCGAAACAAUCAACCGACCAGCCUCCAGGGCUUCUGGCAUUCAUGAUCUCCUCCACCCCACCUCUUCGCCCGAAGCCAGUCCCGAUCAAGACGCCGCUCAAGGUGGCACACAAAACACAGCAGCCCAGUCCACACCGCUGUCCGGCCGUGAAAACACGACAAAUGAAGCGACACCAGAGAAGCAGGGGAUCAAGGUUGGAGAGAGUGAUACGAAAGAACAGGAGGGCAGUGGCGAGACAGGAAGCGGGAGAAAGAGAGAUCACGACGAGAUGACCGGAGCAAAGACUGGGCCAUCGUCCUCCAAUGAGGCCGAGACGCCUUCUCGAGUUAGGGAAUCUCUUCCAAGAAGUUCGAGUAUGGUCCGAUUGGCCAUGACUGUGGAUGGAGCGGUGAAGAUUCGAAUCAACAAUGAACCCACACCGUCACCAGAGAAACCAUGCGCUGCACCGCCAGCUUCACAAGAAAAGGCCAAGGGUGGACUCGCCCGAAGCAAGAGUGCUAUGGGCGUCGAUACCCUUCGAGAAUCCGGACAAGGACCACGAUGCGAGGCUAUCGGAGCUGGUUUCGGUCGGUCGCGUGAUGCCAGAACUUGGGAAUUUUUCUGUGACAGUAACAGCAACGAUGCCUUGGCGACACAAGCAGAAGCUGAAACCGCCGGUUCCGCAGUCAGUGCUAUCAACCUCAUCAGAUCAAACAGUUUCAAAUCACGUUCGCAAGCUCUCAGUCCGUCAUUGACACAAGGCCGUACCCGUUCAACAACAGCCUUGAGAGAGGGCAAGCCGAAAUUAUCCCGUGCCAAGUCAUCGCUGGGUCGUUUGCAAGGAUUUGACGGUGUGACAGAAUCGUCCGGCCACAAACCCAAACAUUCCGGCCAUGUUCGGUCGCCAUCUGGGGAUUCGGACAAGGAGAACUGGGCACCAGGCACACGAAUGUCGGAACAUGCCUUACGCAGAACCCAACCUAGUGGGUGUCAGCGACCGAUCCUUCAAGAGAAUAAAGACAUGACAUUUCCAGAUCCCGGUUCUUCACGGAAGCGACGCGGUGAGAGAACGGGUGGUCAACCGUCUCCCAGUAAAGAGAAGGCCAAAGGUGAAGAGCUGGAUUGUGUUCAAGGCUUGCUUUCAUUGAGUCAAGGAGCAUGGAGAUGA
Molecule: messenger RNA, 1581 nt
Organism: Rhinocladiella mackenziei CBS 650.93
Lineage: Eukaryota; Fungi; Ascomycota; Eurotiomycetes; Chaetothyriales; Herpotrichiellaceae
Exons: 3
Coding region: 1-1581 (526 amino acids)
Biological process (GO): regulation of DNA-templated transcription
Cellular component (GO): nucleus
Molecular function (GO): DNA-binding transcription factor activity, RNA polymerase II-specific; transcription cis-regulatory region binding
Source: RefSeq, a predicted model, not a curated record